Molecule: messenger RNA, 759 nt
Organism: Seriola dumerili (greater amberjack)
Lineage: Eukaryota; Metazoa; Chordata; Actinopteri; Carangiformes; Carangidae
Product: killer cell lectin-like receptor subfamily B member 1A
Exons: 7
Coding region: 1-759 (252 amino acids)
Source: RefSeq, a predicted model, not a curated record
AUGAAGAAGAAAUCCAAAGAGCUGACAGAGACUCAUAAUCCUGCUGUUUCUGUGUCUGCAGAGGAGCUUGAGGAUGAGGAGGCUGAUUAUGUGAAUUUAGCAACGUGCACUGUGAAUGACGUCCCAGCCCCCCCGGCGUCAGAUAAGAAGUUGCUCUCCUUUGCCAAGUCCUGGUCACCUGUGGCCAUGUGUUGGGGGAUACUGUUGGUGAUCAUGGCUCUCCGGAUCCACUUUACGUAUGUCAUUUCCACCAAACUGAGCAAUGAGACUGAACAGAAGGAUCUGGAAGUCCAGAUAAACGAACUGAGACAAACAUACAGAGUCUUAGAGGACAACAUCACAAACCUCAUGAAGAGACAGACCGACCCCUGUCAGACUGGAUGGAUUCACUUCCUGUCCAGCUGCUAUGCGAUCGAUCACCAGGACCCUCCUGAUCUGAAGACCUGGGAGGACGCUCGAGACGACUGCAGAGGAAGGAACGCAGACGUGAUUGUUAUAGACUCUCCGGAGGAAAAGGAAUUCAUCUACAACAGCAAUUUGACCAGCCACGGAUCCAACGGCUUCUGGAUCGGCCUCAGAGUUGAAGACGGCAGCUGGAAGUGGAUCAACGGACAUGAAGAGACCGAAGACUCCUGGAUACUGCCCCCUGGUGGCAGCCGACACUGUGCGAUGUCCGUCACAGAGACCAAAGGAUGGAGAGCCGAGAGCUGCGAUGUCAAACAUGCAUGGAUCUGUGAGAAGAACGCUCCGCCUCUUUAA